Messenger RNA from Phialemonium atrogriseum, 921 nucleotides. RefSeq lists its product as uncharacterized. Gene Ontology annotation, cellular component: nucleus. The coding region runs from base 1 to 921 and encodes 306 amino acids. NCBI's taxonomy places the organism in Eukaryota, Fungi, Ascomycota, Sordariomycetes, Cephalothecales, Cephalothecaceae. The transcript has 3 exons. The record is from RefSeq and is a predicted model, not a curated record.
AUGUCCAAACUCAUCACUAUUUUUGGCGUCACUGGCUACCAGGGUGGCUCUGUCGUCAAGCACAUUCUUGAGGACCCCCAGCUUUCCAAGGAGUACAAGAUCCGGGGUAUCACCCGUGAUACCUCAAAGAAGUCCGCCAAGACCUGGCCAAGCAGGGUGUCGAGGUUGUGUCGGUAUGCCGACCUGAACUCCAUUGAUUCCUUGACAGCUGCCCUCACAGGCUCCCACACCGUGUUCCUCGUCACCAACUACUGGGAUACCGGCAACGGCGACAUAGAAUAUUCCCAGGGCAAGAACGUGACCGACGUGGCCAAGAAGGUCGGCGUUUCCUAUAUCCUCUUCUCGUCGCUCUACCAUGUCACCGAGGAGACCAAAGGCCGCCUAACCAAUGUCCCGCAUUUCGACAGCAAGGCGAACAUUGAGAAAUACAUCCGGGCUUCGGGGCUCAAGUGUACCUUCGUCCUGCCUGGCUACUAUAUGAGCAACUUUACUCAGAUGCUCAAAAAGGCGAAGGACGGCACCUACCAGCUGUUCUACCCCGUUGAUGGCAAGAAGGCCAAGCUCCCCCUGUUUGACGCCGCUCAUGAUACCGGCCUCUUCGUGAAGGCCGCUCUUAAGAUUGCUGAUAGCCUGCAGGGCAAGCGGGUUCUAGAGGCUGCCGACUACUACACGCCCGAGGAGAUCAUUGAGAUAUUCAGCAAAGUCACUGGUAAGAAGGCGGCAUUUAUUCAGGUUACUCCCGAGCAGUACAGAGCGUCCCUGCCCGAGGCUAUUGCGCUGGAGUACCUCGAGAACCAGGUUUUUGUCGAGGACCCUGGCUACUACCUCGGAGCGAGUCUCGAGCCUAGCCUAAAGCUUCUAGACGCUAAGCCUACUACCUGGGCUCAGUUCGUUGAGAAGAACGCCGCGGCUUGGCCCUAG